Messenger RNA from Baudoinia panamericana UAMH 10762, 756 nucleotides. RefSeq lists its product as uncharacterized. The transcript is spliced from 3 exons. Bases 104 to 514 code for a protein of 136 amino acids. The record is from RefSeq and is a predicted model, not a curated record. NCBI's taxonomy places the organism in Eukaryota, Fungi, Ascomycota, Dothideomycetes, Mycosphaerellales, Teratosphaeriaceae.
UACGAACACCCAUGCGGCAAUACGGCCGACCCGCCUGCGGCCUCGACACCGUUCUUAUUGAUUACCCGCUCCAGCUCCCCGUCCGGCACCGCCCAUUCCACCCAUGAAAUUCCGCGCCCUUCAACACAUCUCAGCAAUGGAUGGAUCGUUCAUCAUCUCGCUCAAGUUCGGCAUGCCGCCGCCUCCGCCGCCUGCGCCACCUCCGCCAAAUCUGCUCGCCAUGUCUCGUAAUCUCGGGUUGUUCAUCAGGUUGUUCAUCAUAUCCGGAUUGCUCAUCAAAUUCUGCGCCAUCUGCCGCAUCAUCGGAUUUUGCAUGAUACUGCUGAGGUCGGGCAUCCCGCCCCCACCAGCUCCACCACCACCUAGCAGCGAAGCGAGACCGCCGAGAUCGGGCAUCCCUCCGCCGCCUACUGCUGGCUGCGAACGAGUCGGCUCUGUGCCGUCGAGGUCUGGCUCGUCGUCGGCUACGUCGCCGGCAGACUCCUGUUCCACUUUACGCUUGGCGGUCUCGUAACCCUUCUUCAUCGCCUCGCUGCCGCCAUUGCCUUCGGCUUCGAUGCCAUUCUGAUAGGCCUCCAUGGCGCCCUUCGCAUCGCCGAGCGCGUAGCAGGCGAGUCCUAGGCGAGACCAGGCUUUGGUGUAUUUAGGAGUAUGCGGCGGCACGGUUGGAGAGGUAGAUAGGGUUUAGCGGCGCAAUCUCGAGCGCCUUGGUGUAGGAUUCAAUGGCGGAUGGGUAGUCUUUCCUUUGCAUAGCGG